Xylona heveae TC161 is the source of this 407-nucleotide messenger RNA. RefSeq lists its product as hypothetical. NCBI's taxonomy places the organism in Eukaryota, Fungi, Ascomycota, Xylonomycetes, Xylonales, Xylonaceae. The transcript is spliced from 3 exons. The record is from RefSeq and is a predicted model, not a curated record. Bases 1 to 366 code for a protein of 121 amino acids.
AUGGCUGACUGGAAAGAAUUCCGCGAUCGAGCCAAGCAGCUCAAGCCAGACGAGGCCAUCAAGCCAACUAGUUACUGGGUCGGAAUCCUUAAACACGAAAAGGAGCCCAGUCAAGCCUUAGCAGAAAAUGACUUUGUAUGGGCCAAGUGUCAUGGAAGAAUCACCUUCCAAACGCUAAAGGCUGAAUAUGAAAAACUUCAUUUCGUGGGCGAGACCGUAAUUCUCAAAGACGGGUUUGCGGAGAUUUCUGAUAAAACGACAGUUGCAGAGGCCGAUUUGUACUCGGACAGGCAUAUAAUUGUCCGAGCCAGCAAAGCGGCCUCAGUCUUCAAGCACGAGGAAGUUGAAGCACAGCCAUUAGAUUAGUUUCACAUAAUUAUUGAACUUGGUUGUAUUGACAGUCUUCA